AUGACCGACAAGAACGCGCUAGGCGCAGCCUCCAAUGCGAAGGCGAGGGCUGAUGCAGGGAAGGAUACCAGCGUCAAGGACUCACAAAUAUCUGCGGCCAAGGCCGAAACGACCGGCUCGGGGAGUCACUCCAGUCCCAAAAAGCGCCGCAAGGUGAAUCACGCUGACUCUGAUUUCAUGAAGGAACGACCCUGCACUCGGUGUAUAAAACGAAACAUCGGACACUUGUGUCAUGACGAACCGCGAGAAGCUGCGAAGCGCGGACGUGGUGAGCACGAAAACUCGGCUGCAGACGAAGAAGGCUCGUCGAACAAUGAACUGGGCAACGUUCAAGGCAUGCCCAGGAGUGUUGACGUCGAUGCUGCUGGCCAGCAACAAUUCCCAGACAAUACCAUCGGAAUCGCACCCUCGGCUGUGAACUCGGGAAGUGUGCCCCCGGCCAAUCUAACCGCGUCUGGUCAAAAUCUGGAAGGCAAUAAUCUUCUGCAAUAUAACGAUUGGGUAGGUGGUCAGAACCAAUUCCAAGAAAUGCAUUCUCUCCACCCGUCAUACAUGUUCAAUGCACAUGAGGUUACCAACGAGUACAAUCUACUCGGAGACUUCCUCAGCAACAGUCUGCUCGACGACGGGGCGAUGUAUCCAAACCAGGAUAUGCAGGGUGUGUACUCCGAUCCAUCCUUGAUGAACUCAAUGAACGGCAUGGCGAUGUCCAAUGGCUUGCCCCCACCCGCACAGCUUCCACCACCGGCUCAAAACCAACCACCAACUGGCGAUUCAAUGCAGCAACCCCCAACUAUGGGCAAUGACAAAGCCCGGGAAACAUAUUACAUGACUGCCGCCGACCCGGCAGGAACUGAUCCGCCCGAAGAACGGAUGAACAAGCUCCUCAAAGCAAAAUACGACGCCGGUCUCUUGAAACCCUUCAACUACGUCAAGGGAUAUGCAAGGUUGAAUCAGUAUAUGGAAAAGAACAUGCAGCAAAUAUCCCGGCAAAAGAUUCUCCGACAACUUGACAAGUUCCGGCCUAAGUUCCGAGAACGCAUGCAGAGCCUUACUGACAUCGAGCUUAUCCUCGUGGAGAUGUGGUUUGAGCGUAGCCUUAUGGAAUACGACCGUGUGUUCGCCAGUAUGGCCAUUCCCGCCUGCUGCUGGCGUCGAACGGGCGAGAUCUUCCGAGGCAACAAUGAGAUGGCACAACUCAUUGAUGUUCCAGUAGAGGGAUUACGAGACGGCAAGCUUGCUAUCCACGAGAUCAUCGUUGAAGAUCAGCUAGUGAGCUAUUGGGAGAAGUUUGGCGCCAUUGCCUUCGACAACACCCAAAAGGCAAUGCUCACCAGUUGUACUUUGAAGAGUCCCAAUCCCAACUCAAGCAGUGAUGGGAUUACUUGUUGUUUCUCAUUCACCAUCAGAAGGGAUAACCACAACAUCCCAUCACUUAUCGUUGGUAACUUUUUGCCCAUCGACAAAUAA
Molecule: messenger RNA, 1470 nt
Organism: Penicillium brevicompactum
Lineage: Eukaryota; Fungi; Ascomycota; Eurotiomycetes; Eurotiales; Aspergillaceae
Gene: acuM
Product: gluconeogenesis transcription factor RDS2
Exons: 5
Coding region: 1-1470 (489 amino acids)
Cellular component (GO): nucleus
Molecular function (GO): RNA polymerase II transcription regulatory region sequence-specific DNA binding
Source: RefSeq, a predicted model, not a curated record